Molecule: messenger RNA, 1997 nt
Organism: Monopterus albus (swamp eel)
Lineage: Eukaryota; Metazoa; Chordata; Actinopteri; Synbranchiformes; Synbranchidae
Product: reticulon-4 receptor-like 2
Exons: 4
Coding region: 178-1554 (458 amino acids)
Cellular component (GO): plasma membrane
Molecular function (GO): protein binding
Source: RefSeq, a predicted model, not a curated record
GCUGCCCACGGCUGUGGGCGAAGACUCUCCACGGGUAUAAACAGCUUGCCGAGACUCCAGAACGUCACUGCUUGAAGCCGCAGUGACUCGGCCACCAGAGCUGAACCUCAGCAGAGAUAGCAGCAAGCAGGCACCUCCACGCCGCGCAGGCUAACUCGCUUUCGGCUUUGGUCCGAGAUGGAAACUCGUUGGAACACGAAGGGCUCCAGCGCCCGCAACUUUAAGAGUGGACUCUCCCUGUGGCUGAUUCUGUGGCUGGUGGUGAAGCCAGGCGGAGUGGCUGCAUGCCCUAAACUGUGUGUGUGUUACCCCAUGCCCAUGACGGUCAGCUGCCAAUCCCAGAAUCUCACCAUAGUGCCAGCAGGUGUGCCCUAUGACUCACAACGUGUUUUCCUGCAAAACAACCGCAUCACAGAGCUUCGCGCAGACUCCUUUGGCUUUGAGACCCAGGUGCUUUGGUUAUAUGGCAACAACAUCACAUGGAUCGAGGCCGGGGCCUUCAGUAACCUCAGGGUGCUGGAGGAGCUGGAUCUGGGUGAUAACCCCUCACUGCGGCACCUGGAAGGAGGAGCUUUCAGGGGCUUGGAGAAGUUGCAGAGCCUGCACAUGCAUCGCUGCAAGCUGGCCACUCUCCCCCAUGACCUCUUCCACAAGCUGUACAGUCUGCAGUUCCUCUACCUGCAGGAGAAUCAGCUCCACUUUCUGCAGGAUGACCUAUUCUCAGAUCUGGUCAAUCUCACCCAUCUCUUCCUGCAUGGAAAUCGCAUACGUACCCUCUCUGAGAAUGUGUUCAGAGGCUUGGUCAACCUGGACCGCCUCCUUCUGCAUGACAACCGUAUCAGGCAGGUCAACCGUCGGGCUUUCCGUGACCUUGGCCGCCUCACCAUCCUUUACCUGUUCAACAACUCUCUGGCUGAGCUGCCAGGCCAGGCCAUGAAAGAUACCCAGGGAAUCCAGUUCCUCCGCCUCAAUGGUAACCCCUGGUCCUGCGGCUGUGAGGCCCGUACCCUCUGGGAGUGGUUCCGUGAGGCCCGCAUCUCCUCCUCUGAGCUCAUAUGCACCUCCCCAUCCCAACGCCGCGGCCAGGACCUCAGAUUCCUCCGUGAGCUGGACUUCGUCCUCUGCCCUCUGCCUGACCCAGGCUCUCUGGCUGGAAGCACCACGACCACUUUUAGCACCAAGACCCGCUGGUGGUUCUCCAAGAACAAGCCCGCAUCGUCAUCCAAGACCUUGUACCAGAAGAGCAGCGAGACGGUGAAAGCCUUCCCCUUCAAUGCUGUCAAACCUCAGUACCCACCCAAAACCCCAGCAGAAUCAUUCUCCUCCAAGUAUGAACUGUCAGAGGAUGAGGCUGCACUCCCCAAGGUGGACCAGGAAGAAUACUGGACCAACUACGGCAACGAAGACGCCUCCAUCCGUUGCUUUGAGCUGGAGUGCCCCCCAGGCUAUGACUCAGCCUUCUCCUCCUCUUCCUCUUUAAACAUCUGUCUGCCCCUCCUCCACUUUCUCUCCCUCUCCAUUGUCACAUUCUCCCUCCAUUUCCUUUUUGGCUGAACUCUUCUCUCCUCCACACCCCUUUCUUCCUCUGAUUUCUCCCCCUGCUCCUUCCAACUCUAACAACAACCUGGAUCUUGAUUCCUUUCACGUACCUCCCUGAGGUGCAGGGGUUGCUAUACUGACACAGGAGACAGGCAAUGCAGCAUGGAGCUGUUUUAACUAGCAAAGGUUAGUUGAGCUGAUAAUGUGUAGGACAGGAUUUCAGUGCUGAAGUAGCUGCUGCUUACCAGUAAAGGCUCUAUAAAAAGGGGAAUCACAUCAUGGAGCUCUGACAGCGACAGUACAAAGGCGGAGACCUACGACAUGAGAGAGACAGAACAUAGACAGCUGUCGAGGUCCUCAGAUGUUUUUAGAUAUCACAGCUGUAAACAACGCAGGCACUGUGGUUCAUCAAUACUUGUUUUCUAUAUCAGUUAGUGCGCAUCAUUCAAUCACUGCUA